AGUUUUGAUUAAAAAAAAGAACCGACCAAUUGUGGUUUGGAAAUCAAGGAAUUCGUCAAAUCGUCGUGAAUGUUCGCGCGCGAUCCGACACAAAAACAUCGCGUGGGCCAUGGCGUAGGCUUUCCUGAAGGUCUCUAGAAUCUCUAGUUAUUUAGUACGUCACCUAGUACAAUCUCGCACAUUGCUCUCUCUCUCUCUCUCUCUCUCUCUCUGAUCGCUUAUCUCGUGAAACGCCGAAGAUAAAAAUUGCAACUGUCAAGUGUUUCGAUCUGCACGUAUUCACGCGAUAGAAAAACAUGUUUUUUGUGCUGUAAGCACAACUCGAUUUAACGGCGUUCGCGAGUAAUUAGCACAACUGAAAGAAAGCAACUCGGUGUCGAGGAACGAGUGACGUUUCUCUCGUCUUUUAUGUGGCUUCUCAUGGUGCUGUCCUAAAAUUCUGUCGAGAUAUGACAAGUAGGAAGUACGUACGUGAGAGCUAGUUUAUUCAUUUGCUGUGAUCUCGGUUGGCCAGUAAUUAGUUCGCGUGAUAAUUCCACGAAUCACGACGUCGAAUAGUGACAAUAUCGAAUGUCGUGAGAAGCGACCGUAUCUGUUGCACUCUGCCAAAUUGUUUGUUUGGAUACUUUAUAGCAGAGAUAUAUUCUGAAUUGCACUUUCAUCAAGUGGAAUGGAACGCAGUAUUCAUGAGAUGUUAAAAGAUGCGCCCUCCUUGAAUGAGAGCGACAGUGCUGUACAUACGGGAACACCUCCUCCUCAUGUACCAAAUAACUGUAGUAAUGAUAACCAUCCAAGACCAGCCACUAUUAACUUGAACUUGGGAAGUCCUACAACUCAGACUUCAGUGGUAGUUACUCCAAAUACACCUAUUCAGAAUGGGGACACACAGACUAUGCGUACCACUCAAAGUAAAAUUGAGAGUCUGAAGAAUUGGAGCAUCUCUACAUACAAAUGCACCAAACAAUUAAUGUAUGAGAGAUUAGGGAAAACAUCACGUACUGUAGAUUUUGAACUUGAAACACAAAUUGAGUUGCUUAGAGAUACUCAGAGAAAAUAUUGCAAUGUUCUGCGAUUGUCACGAGCUUUAGCAUCACACUUUCAUCACGUUGUUCAGACACAACACGCUCUUGGAGAAGCAUUUUCUGAAUUAGCACAGAAAUCGCCUGAGCUUCAAGAGGAAUUUCUGUACAACUCAGAAACGCAAAGAAAUUUAACGAAAAACGGCGAAACACUUUUAGGGGCCUUAAAUUUCUUUGUUUCCUCUGUGAAUACACUGUGUAAUAAGACAAUUGAGGACACACUGCUUACAGUGAGACAAUAUGAAACUGCAAGGAUAGAGUACGAUGCGUAUAGAACAGAUCUAGAGGCUCUUGUUCAAGCUACGAAGUCGGAUGGUAGUAAUGCAGCAAGAUUAGAGGAAGCACAAGCUAAUUAUGAGGGGCACAAGCAGAAUUUCGAAAAAUUGCGCUCAGACGUAUCCAUUAAGCUAAAGUUCUUAGAUGAAAAUAGGAUUAAAGUAAUGCAUAAGCAAUUACUGUUAUUCCACAAUGCUAUAUCCGCUUACUUUUCGGGGAAUCAAACCGCAUUGGAAGCAACCCUCAAGCAAUUCAAUAUCAAGGUGAAGUCACCAAAUUCGACUUUACCGUCAUGGUUGGAGCAGUAGUUGUUAUCUGAAUACUUCGUCCUCUGUCGCAAGGAGAUUUAAAUACGUAAGUGUGUUCGUCCAUCGAGUUAUCCCAUUGCAAAAAAAAAAAAAAAAUGCAAAAAGUAACAA
Molecule: messenger RNA, 1774 nt
Organism: Pseudomyrmex gracilis
Lineage: Eukaryota; Metazoa; Arthropoda; Insecta; Hymenoptera; Formicidae
Gene: Arfip
Product: arfaptin-2
Exons: 6
Coding region: 671-1663 (330 amino acids)
Biological process (GO): intracellular protein transport; regulation of Arp2/3 complex-mediated actin nucleation
Cellular component (GO): trans-Golgi network membrane
Molecular function (GO): protein domain specific binding; phospholipid binding
Source: RefSeq, a predicted model, not a curated record